Molecule: messenger RNA, 660 nt
Organism: Drosophila grimshawi
Lineage: Eukaryota; Metazoa; Arthropoda; Insecta; Diptera; Drosophilidae
Product: ubiquitin-conjugating enzyme E2-16 kDa
Exons: 1
Coding region: 1-660 (219 amino acids)
Source: RefSeq, a predicted model, not a curated record
AUGUUUCCGCAAUUGGCCGAAAGACGUCUGAGGAAGGAGCUGUGUGAACUGUAUCGACUGCGGCCGCGCAACUGUUGGGCCUGGCCCCUAAGCGGAGAUCUGAUGCUCUGGGAGGCAUCCAUAUCGGGUGUGAGAGAUACACCGUACUUCAUGGGCAUAUUUAUGCUGCGUCUCAAAUUCAAUCCAAGUUAUCCAUUGAUAGCGCCACGCGUGAACUUCACGACGCGAAUCUAUCAUUGCAAUGUGGACUAUGACGGCUACAUCUGUUGGGAUCUGUUGUCCAGCAGGUGGUCACCGAUAAUCAAUGUGGCAACCAUACUGCAUGCCAUUUGCGCCCUGAUGCGCAAACCCAAUGUCGAUGAUCCCUGCGACGAGGUCAUGGCCGCACUCUAUCGAGACAAUCCGGAUGAGUACAACAGCAAUGCCAUCGACUGGACCCUUAAAUAUGCAGUUGUCCCAAAUGUGCCCUUGUCACCAAUUCAGACGUUGACAAUUGAGGAGCGCGAUGAAAAUCUUGACGACGACGAUGAUGAUGAUGGUGACGAGAAUUAUGAGGAUGAAGAUGAGACUGACACAACUAAUGAAAUGACAGAUGUUUCCGAUUUAACAGAAGAUUCUGGGGAGACAGAUAUUGUGGAUGAGAAUGAAGGGUUUUCCUAA